This is a messenger RNA of Ricinus communis (castor bean), 1396 nucleotides long. RefSeq lists its product as uncharacterized. The transcript has 2 exons. The coding region runs from base 704 to 1120 and encodes 138 amino acids. The record is from RefSeq and is a predicted model, not a curated record. NCBI's taxonomy places the organism in Eukaryota, Viridiplantae, Streptophyta, Magnoliopsida, Malpighiales, Euphorbiaceae.
UUAGAAUUCUUCAAAACCUAAAAUUUCACCACAAAAUUAAUUUAUUUUUUCUCGAAUUCCAAAUCCAACAAGAAUAACAAAACCAACAACAAAACCCUAACCCUAAUUUGCCCCACACCCUCUGCUCUUUCCAUAUAAAUAAUCCACAAUACCCUUUUUUUUUUUUUACGCCAAUCUUCAGCUCCCCCUCUUCUCUCUCUCUCCAGUUUUUUUUCUCUCUGUUUUGUGUUUCUGAAUACUGAAAAGAAACUCACAUAAACACACUUUUUGUUUAAUUCUUGCAACAGAAAUAGAUCAACGAAGGAACCGAGUUUUUAGUUGUUGUCAUUGUGAAUGGUGGAAAUCUUAAGUAAUAGUAUCAAUUUCAUGCUCUCCCUUUGUCAAUCAAGGGUGAGCUUUGGCUUUGUCUCUGUUGCAUCUGCUUUCGCUUUUGGAUCUUGCAAAGAAGGCUGGUACUAUCGCUGCCUUGGCGUCGACCCCUGAGCUAAUCUUUAAUUCCCAUACAAUCCCCAAUUUUCGAUUCUUGAGAAAAUUUGUUUUAUUUUUUGUCUAAAGAACAAAAGAAAAGAAAAGCCGAAUUAUCUGUUUUAACAAUUAAUUGAUUCGAUUCCUCAAAUUCGAGAUCUUUUUCUUUUAUUAACAAAAGGGCUUUGCUUAGAUUUGUUAAUUCUCGAAGAAAAAGAAGAAAAAGAAAAGAAAAAAGAUGUUGCUUUACAAGCCAAAGAAAAAUCAGGCUGCUGCUAAGGGCAAUAGGUUCUUGAUUAGUGUGACAGUGUUGGGAAGUGCUGGUCCGAUCCGGUUUGUUGUUAAUGAAGAAGAGCUUGUUGCUUCUGUUAUUGAUACUGCUCUGAAGUCUUAUGCUCGUGAAGGUCGCCUUCCUAUCCUUGGCUCUGAUCUCAAUGAUUUCUUCCUUUAUUGCGCCAAUGCUGGUUCGGAAGCUCUGAGCCCAUGGGAAACAAUUGGAUCGUUUGGUUUUCGGAAUUUUAUGCUAUGCAAGAAGCCACAGCCAGUAAAGGUGGAUGAUGGAGCAAGGCCCCAUGCAGCAAUUACACAGAAGGGGAGUGGUAGUUGGAAGUCUUGGAUUAACAAGUCCCUUAAUCUGAAGAUAUCUUCUCACUAAAUGGAAGAUGUCCUUUCUGUCAAUUAUCAGUUUCCAAGUAAUGGAAUUUGUUCUCUAUCAUUUUUAGUAUUCAGUUAUUUUAAUUUGCCGAGUUGAAUUCGUCAUCUUGGUUAUGUUUCUUGGGCUAUUCUCGAUCUAAUUCUGGCUUGAACCAGAUACCUGAAGAAGAUUUGCUAUUCAGGGAAUAAAUGUGUACUCUUUAGGAAGUUUUUGCUUUUGAAUAAAAUUAGACAUUUGUUUAAGUGUCUAAUAAAACUCUCUUUUUUUUUCCCUGUA